CUCGCAUAAGCCGACGGCCAUCACAUUAAAACUGCAGACUGCCAGGACCCGCUACUCCUUUGUUUGCAACAGGGAGGAAAGAACUGCUCUCAGCAACCAUUAACUGCUUUGCAUCAUUCCCACACAGAUCUUCGUCAUGGGCACGCACAACAGGCAGACACAAUGCACAGACCUUGUCGUUUGUUCGUCAGACAGCGUCCGCAGAUUGAGGAAAACAUCCCCAACGCAACGAACCCUCGCCCUAACCGGCCUAUCCUUUCCAUGCCCGCUCUGGCGUAUAUAACUCUGACUCUGACCUGCAGAUAUGUUUUUUUUCAGUUUUAUUGACUGACUUUUCUGUCCUGUCGACAUUGUAUCACCGCUACUUGACAUAAAGCAGCUGUCCCAGGAUGUCCCAAGGACAUAAACAUCUUCACCGAAGGCGGGCGUCCAGCGUGACUGUGGCCCUCGACCAGAUACCUCUCAACCACAACCGGCAAUCUUCACCCGAAUCUGCAGUGAAACCUUUACCCGGCCGCCGACGUCCAACAGAAGGUGAUCGGUAUCGAUCGAAAGGACUGUGGAGCGAUAUCAAGACUGGUAGAUGGCUCUUGGCUCCCGCCUCUUCCUUCAAGCUUUCUCUUAUCGCUCCAUCCCUUUAUCUGCUGCACCAUCUCUUAAGCACAUACGGUAUCAUCAACCACUCGCAAGUGCCAAAUGUAUUUGAGCACUUUAUCUUGCCUUCAAACAAAUUGGAAGAUGGGAGGUACGGUAAAUCAUGGUGGGAUUUCGCUUUCCUGGCACACUAUGUGAUCUUUUGCACAUUCGUGAGACAGUUUAUGACGACCCGGGUCUUACGGCCAAUGGCCAGGGCCCUAGGAGUAAAAGGUCAAAAGAUUGUACGGUUCACUGAGCAGGGGUAUGCCAUCUUCUACUUUGGAAUCCUUGGAGUGUACGGUCUUUAUGUCAUGCGCGAUCUUCCCAUCUGGUGGUUUAAGACAGAGCAUUUCUGGUUAGAAUAUCCUCACCGGGAGAUGACCUCCCAUCUCAAAACUUAUUAUCUCCUCCAAGCGUCAUAUUGGCUCCAGCAGACGAUCAUUAUGAUUGCCAAGAUUGAAAAGCCGAGAAAGGAUUACAAGGAGCUUGUGGCACAUCAUAUCGUUACUCUUUGGCUCAUUGGAUGGAGUUACACAGUCUAUCUGACCUACAUUGGUGUGGCGAUUUUCAUCACCAUGGAUGUGUCAGACCUAUUCCUUGGUCUUGCCAAAUGCGUCAACUAUGUUUCAGAAUUCUAUUCUGUCCCCUUGUUCGCGUGGUUCACCAUCGUCUGGACGUAUAUGAGACACUAUCUAAACAUCGUCAUCCUCCACUCCGUCUGGACCCAAUUUGACCUCAUCCCCUUCCCGGACCGAACGACAUUUGAUCCCUGGAACGACCGAUGGAUCGAUUGGUGGAUGAAGUGGCAGAUCUUCAUCCCGAUCUUUUUGUUGCAGUUGCUCAACUUGGUUUGGUAUUUUCUCAUCUUGAGGAUCCUGGCAAGAGCAGUGUUUUUGAAUGAUAGGAAGGAUGAAAGGUCGGAUGAUGAAGAUGAUGUUGAAGGGGAUGAAGCAAAGGAAGAAUGAUUAAGAUGGUGGUGUGUUCAAUCAAGUGAUGUACCGUAAGAAGUCUAUAUUCAUUUCCCUAUAAUGCGUUUAUUAGACGGACAGUAGAUUGUAGACGGACGAAACUUGAUUGUGUACGAUCA
This is a messenger RNA of Cryptococcus deneoformans JEC21, 1723 nucleotides long. Its product is annotated as sphingosine N-acyltransferase, putative. Bases 390 to 1601 code for a protein of 403 amino acids. Gene Ontology annotation, cellular component: membrane. The record is from RefSeq and is a predicted model, not a curated record. Gene Ontology annotation, molecular function: sphingosine N-acyltransferase activity. Gene Ontology annotation, biological process: ceramide biosynthetic process. The transcript has 11 exons. Lineage: Eukaryota; Fungi; Basidiomycota; Tremellomycetes; Tremellales; Cryptococcaceae.